Molecule: messenger RNA, 1949 nt
Organism: Manihot esculenta (cassava)
Lineage: Eukaryota; Viridiplantae; Streptophyta; Magnoliopsida; Malpighiales; Euphorbiaceae
Product: activating signal cointegrator 1
Exons: 4
Coding region: 511-1590 (359 amino acids)
Biological process (GO): regulation of DNA-templated transcription
Cellular component (GO): nucleus
Molecular function (GO): zinc ion binding
Source: RefSeq, a predicted model, not a curated record
CUCUCUCUCUCUCCCUCUCUCCCUCUCUCCCUCCGAUUCUAUUUAGGGUAUCGACAAUCGUCAAUGGGAUUUUGUUUUCCUAUUUAAGUUUUAUAUUCAUCUUACAAUAUGUUGGAAUAGUGAGAUUGAUAUUGCGUCACCACUUGGGAAGCAAUCAAUAUUUGACUAUCGUUAUUGCGAUAACCCAGUUCUUUUUUUUUUUUUACUGGUACUGGUAUUGGUACGGAAAUGUUUAGUGACCGAAUUAUGGUUUGUGGGACAAUUAACUGAUGAGAGUUAUUAUUUGAAGAAACAGCUUUUGUGUGCUAUGGUUUCAUAUGAUAUGUAACCUAUGAAUGAAAGAGACCAUCAAGAUAACCUUUCUGAGCCUCUAAGAGUUAUUGCUGCUCGAAUCUUGAUAUGUAGCUAAUCAUUGCUUCUUGAGGGUUGACCUUAUUAGUCUUGGUAAUAUUAAAGUUUUCUUGUCCGGUACUAUUCUUCCAUCAGGUGAUAUCAAGAUGCCACACGGUUAUGCUAGUGAAUAUCAUUGGGCAGGAAGCAGGGAAAAGCGUGAUUGAGGAAUAUUUACGUCGUAGGGGUCACUCAGAUGUUGGCAGUGGCGCACCAGCUGUUCAAACUUCAAAAUUUCAUGCGUAUGUCAAACCAUCAACAAACAAUGGUUCAGAAAGUGGAACCAAGAAACCAGUUAGAUCAGCUAAAGGUGUUGCUAACUCUGCUUAUCAGAAUGAACCUAGGAAAGUUACAGUUCCCAGUUAUCAGGCGGAACCAAAGAAGAAUGCUUAUCAAGAAAAUAAGGUUUCAACUGAGGUGAGCGAGUCAAGCCAAAAGGGGAUCCAAGGUAAUUCUAGGAAGAAGAAAGCUGGGAAAGUCAUCUCACUUGCAGAGGCUGCUAAGGGAUCAAUUGUGUUCCAACAGGGGAAACCUUGUCAAUGCCAAGCCCGCCAGCACGGACUGGUGAGCAAUUGCUUAUCUUGUGGCAAGAUAGUAUGUGAACAAGAAGGAGAGGGGCCUUGCAGUUUCUGUGGUUCCCUUGUUCUAAAAGAAGGGAGCACCUAUGCUGGUCUUGAAGGAAAUUUGGCUCCCCUUUCAGAUGCUGAAGCAGCAGCUGAAGCUUAUGCUAAAAGGCUUGUUGAUUAUGACCGAAACUCUGCAGCACGUACAACUGUUAUUGAUGACCAAAGUGAUUACUAUGAGAUUGAAGGCAACAGUUGGCUGUCAAAGGAGGAAAAGGAGCUUUUAAGGAAGAAACAGCAGGCUAUAGAAGAAGCUGAAAGAGAGAAGCGAAGUAAAGUGGUUGUGACUUUUGAUUUAGUGGGGCGCAAGGUGUUGGUAAAUCAAGAUGAAGUUUCAGAACUAGAGUCAGAGAACAGAAUAUUACGGCCACAGGAUGAAAGAGAAAGAGAAAUGAAUCGAAUAAAACCAAAUCCAACUCUUGCUAUACAACCAAUCUUCAUGGAUCCCGGCCCUAGUACAAAGCCAGUGAAGGGUAAGCAGCGAGACAAGGUCCUUCCAAAUGGUUUAUGCUUGGAAGUCACUGGAAGGGUGCAGCAUGAUAGCAAUCAGUUGAAAUAUUUUAUGAUAGACACUUGACCACUAGUUAUAAACACUGCAGAAAAUGGGCUGUAUUCUUCAGGUCCAUUAGUGAAUAUCGAUAUGCUUAUGGAAAGUGAAAAAGAAAGUUCUCUGGACGGCCAUUGAGGUCAAGUAUUUGUUUUUUUUUUAAAGCAAAAUUGAGUUAAAUGUUCAGGUGUUGUUUCUCUGUACAAAUAUCAUUUGUUUGCCGAGGGUUUUGCAACUUUAUUUUCUCAACUUGUUAUUCGCCUGGAUGAGGGAGUAGGGGGGAACUGCAAAAUGAAAGUUGUAUUUGCCAUAGUUGAAAAAGCAGUUACGCUAACGCCUGUUUCAUAUGCUAAUAAAAUAAUAAGAUUUCAAUUUCUUUUCUUUUAAAA